This is a messenger RNA of Coregonus clupeaformis (lake whitefish), 8611 nucleotides long. RefSeq names its product sodium channel protein type 8 subunit alpha-like. Gene Ontology annotation, cellular component: axon; voltage-gated sodium channel complex; plasma membrane. The transcript is spliced from 28 exons. Gene Ontology annotation, biological process: membrane depolarization during action potential; sodium ion transmembrane transport; neuronal action potential. Lineage: Eukaryota; Metazoa; Chordata; Actinopteri; Salmoniformes; Salmonidae. The record is from RefSeq and is a predicted model, not a curated record. The coding region runs from base 152 to 6094 and encodes 1980 amino acids. Gene Ontology annotation, molecular function: protein binding; voltage-gated sodium channel activity.
AGCAGCAACAAUAUGGCGACAGCCGCAGUUUCUCCCGAAUCUUUUGGACAUCUGCAGUUCGGUGCCGGCUGUCUGGAUUUCUGUUAGUAAAUAAAAGCCGGAUGUUCUGAAUGAAACUUAAAUAAAGAGGAAAUAGCUGUAGGAUGAAAACAUGGCCGCGCCCGGUCUCGCACCCCCAGGACCUGACAGCUUCAAGCAGUUCACCCCCGAGUCGCUCCGUAAUAUUGAGGAACGCCAAUUCCAGGAGAAGAUCAAGAAGAAGCCCAAGCCCAAGUCGGACAGCAGUCACCGCGAGGAAGAAGAGGAAGAACCCAUGCCCAACGGUGAUCUGGAGGCGGGGAAGUCCCUUCCCUUCAUCUACGGGGACAUCCCUAAUGGGCUGGUGGCGGUACCACUGGAGGACUUGGACCCCUAUUAUAUGAAUGAGAAAACAUUUAUAGUCCUAAACAAAGGGAAAACAAUCUUCCGCUUCCACGCCACGGAUUCCUUGUACGUCAUCAGCCCUUUUAGUCUCUUUAGGCGAAUAGCAAUUAAGAUUUUGAUACACUCGGUAUUCAGUAUGAUCAUCAUGAGCACCAUUUUGACCAACUGUGUUUUCAUGACAUUUAGUGAUCCUCCAGAAUGGAACAAGAUAGUAGAGUAUACCUUCACAGGUAUCUACACCUUUGAAUCGCUUACCAAGAUUGUGGCGCGAGGCUUUUGUAUAGACGGGUUCACUUUUCUACGAGAUCCAUGGAACUGGCUGGACUUCAUGGUGAUCUCUAUGGCAUAUGUAACAGAAUUUGUGGACCUGGGGAAUGUCUCAGCGCUGAGAACGUUCAGGGUUCUCCGAGCAUUGAAAACUAUUUCAGUCAUUCCAGGACUCAAGACCAUCGUCGGUGCUCUAGUUCAAUCGGUGAAGAAAUUGUCAGACGUUAUGAUCCUCACGGUCUUCUGUCUCAGUGUCUUCGCUUUGAUUGGACUACAGCUCUUCAUGGGCAACCUGCGGCAGAAAUGUGUCAUCUGGCCAUUCAACUCCACUGAGAACUACCUGGCCAAUGGUAGUAAGGGCUUCGACUGGAAUGAAUACAUCAUGAACGAGACCAACUUCUACUUCAUCCCUGGGCAGCUGGAUGCUCUACUGUGUGGAAACAGCUCAGACUCAGGGCGGUGCCCUGAGGGCUACAUGUGUAUGAAGGCCGGGAGAAACCCAAACUAUGGAUACACCAGCUUCGACAGCUUCGGCUGGGCCUUCCUCACUCUCUUCCGCCUCAUGACCCAAGACUUCUGGGAGAACCUCUACAUGCUGACACUGCGAGCGGCAGGGAAAACCUACAUGAUCUUCUUUGUGUUGGUGAUUUUCGUUGGAUCCUUCUACCUGGUUAAUCUGAUUCUUGCUGUGGUGGCCAUGGCCUAUGAGGAGCAGAACCAGGCGACGAUAGAGGAGGCAGAGCAGAAAGAGGCAGAGUUCAAAGCCAUGUUGGAGCAGAUCAAGAACCAGCAGGAGGAUGCACAGGCUGCUGCCAUGGCGACCUCGGCGGGCAUGGUGUCAGUGGGCGACGCGGUGGAGGGGGGUGAUGCAACGGAGGGCGGUGGUCACCUAUCACGUAGCUCCUCUGAGGCGUCCAAGCUCAGCUCCAAGAGCGCCAAGGAUCGACGCAACCGCAAGAAGAAGUCACGUCAGAAAGAGGAGGAGAAGAAAGAGAAGGGAGAGAAAGGCGAGAAGGUCGACCAUGAGAAGCAGGUUAAGUCCGAGUCGGACGAUGGCAGCAGGAGGAGCAUCUUCCAUUUCCCAGGCAACCGGCUGGGACGCAAGACGUCCAUCAUGAACCAGUCUCUCCUCUCUAUCCCGGGCUCGCCCUUCAUGUCGCGCCACAACAGCCGCAGCAGCAUCUUCAGCUUCAACAAGGGCCGCCCUCCCAAGGACGUGGGCUCGGAGAAUGAGUUUGCCGACGACGAGCACAGCACGGUGGAGGAGAGUGAGGACCGCCGGGGCUCCCUGUUCAUCCCCUACCGCCGCAGCAGCUACAGCGGAUACAGCCAGGGAUCGUCGCGCCUCAUCAACCCAUUAGCGCCCCACAUUGGAGGGAAGAGGAACAGCACGGUGGACUGCAAUGGCGUGGUGUCACUCAUCGCUCACCAGCCCGGCGGGCGCCUUCUGCCUGAGACCACAGAGAUGGAGGGGAAGAGGAAACACCCGGGCUCCCUGAUGGUGUCUGUGGACCAGCUUGGCCGCAACAAGGACCGGACCAACAGUGUGAUGAGUGUGGCCACACAUACACACUCACACACUCUGCUGGAGGAGCUAGAGGAUUCUCAAAGGGCGUGUCCGUCAUGGUGGUAUAAAUUUGCCAACCUCUUCUGUGUGUGGGACUGCUUUCCCUUCUGGCUGAAGAUCAAGUAUGUGCUCAACCUGAUCGUCAUGGACCCCUUUGUGGAUUUGGCCGUCACCAUCUGUAUCGUCCUCAACACCCUCUUCAUGGCCAUGGAGCACUACCCCAUGACUCCUCGCUUUGAUAAUACGCUGUCAGUAGGCAAUCUGGUUUUCACUGGUAUCUUUGCUGGUGAGAUGUUUGCCAAGCUGGCUGCCAUGGAUCCAUACUACUACUUCCAGGAGGGCUGGAAUUGUUUUGACAGCUUCAUCGUGACCCUCAGUUUAGUCGAGCUGGUAUUGGCUGACAUUGAGGGUCUAUCUGUGCUCAGGUCAUUCCGAUUGCUGAGAGUGUUUAAGCUGGCCAAGUCGUGGCCCACACUCAACAUGCUCAUCAAAAUCAUUCAUUCUUCUGUGGGAGCCCUGGGAAACUUGACCUUGGUGCUGGCCCUUAUCGUCUUCAUCUUCGCCGUGGUUGGCAUGCAACUGUUUGGAAAGAACUACAAGGACUGUGUUUGUAAGAUCGCUAUAAGCUGUAAGCUGCCCCGUUGGCACAUGAACGACUUCUUUCACUCAUUUCUCAUGGUGUUUCGGGUUCUGUGCGGGGAGUGGAUCGAAUCCAUGUGGGACUGCAUGGAGGUGGCCGGCCAGAACAUGUGCAUGAUCGUCUUCUUGAUGGUCAUGGUCAUAGGCAACUUGGUGGUGUUGAACCUGUUCCUUGCUUUGUUGCUGAGCUCGUUCAGCGCAGACAACCUGGCACCCUCAGACGAUGAUGGAGAACAGAACAACCUGCAAAUAGCCGUCGGUCGAAUAAAGACGGGGAUUGCCUGGGCCAAGGUUUUUGUAGCCGAGGUUAUGAAGAAGGAGGAGGAAGAAGCAGAGGAUGAGCAGAAGCAUCUUGAUGAGUUUGACGAGAAGCUUAACUGCAUCGCGAACCAGAAGGGCAUAGACAUCAACCGCGAGUUGGACUACAUCAAUGGCACUACCAGCGGUAUUGGCAGUAGCGUGGGCAAGUACAUGAUCGACGAGGACCACAUGUCCUUCAUCCACAAUCCCAACCUGACCGUGUGCGUUCCCAUUGCGGUCGGGGAGUCAGACUUCGAUAACCUCAACACCGAGGACUUCAGCAGCGAGUCGGAUGCGGAGAACAGCAAAGACCUGGAUGACACUAGCUCUUCAGAGGGCAGCACCAUAGACAUCAAGCCUGACGUGGAGGAGGUGGUGGUGGUGGAGGUUGUGGAGGAGUUCCUGGACCCAGACGCCUGCUGGACAGAUGAAUGUGUUGCCAAGUAUACGUUUUUGUACUUGCCCAUCGAUCAUGGCUGGGGGAAGCACUGGUGGUUCCUGAGGAAGACAAGCUACCUGAUCGUGGAGCAUAACUGGUUUGAGACGGUCAUCAUCUUCAUGAUCCUUCUCAGUAGCGGGGCGUUGGCCUUUGAGGAUGUGUACAUAAAUAAGAGGAAGACCAUCAAGAUCAUCCUAGAGUACGCAGACAGCGUGUUCACCUAUAUCUUCAUCCUGGAGAUGGUGCUCAAAUGGGUGGCCUAUGGCUGGGUCAAAUACUUCACCAACGCCUGGUGUUGGCUGGACUUCUUCAUUGUGGAUGUGUCUAUAAUCACUCUUAUAGCUAAUGCGAUGGGCUACUCCGAUCUAGGGCCCGUUAAAUCACUACGGACAUUGAGGGCCUUGAGGCCCCUUAGGGCCCUGUCUCGUUUUGAAGGGAUGAGGGUGGUGGUGAAUGCCUUGGUGGGAGCCAUCCCCUCCAUCAUGAAUGUGCUGCUCGUGUGCCUCAUCUUCUGGCUCAUCUUCAGUAUCAUGGGGGUAAACCUGUUUGCAGGGAAGUAUUAUUACUGCUUCAACGAGACCUCAGAGGAGAACUUUAAACCGGACGUUGUCAACAACAAGACAGAGUGCUUUGCACUAAUCAACGCAAAUUACAGUGAGGUCAGAUGGAAGAAUGUCAAGAUUAACUUUGACAAUGUGGCUGCAGGAUACCUGGCUCUUCUACAAGUGGCCACAUUUAAAGGCUGGAUGGACAUAAUGUAUGCCGCCAUUGAUUCUCGGAAGGUGGAGGACCAGCCGAUCUAUGAAGACAACAUCUACAUGUAUAUCUACUUUGUUGCCUUCAUCAUCUUUGGCUCUUUCUUUACCCUCAAUCUCUUCAUUGGUGUCAUCAUUGACAACUUUAACCAGCAAAAGAAAAAGUUUGGAGGUCAGGAUAUAUUCAUGACAGAGGAGCAGAAGAAAUACCACACUGCCAUGAAAAAACUUGGCUCAAAAAAACCACAAAAACCUAUACCAAGACCACUGAAUAACUUUCAGGGCCUGGUAUUUGACUUCGUGACGCAGCAGGUGUUUGAUAUAUCUAUUAUGAUGUUGAUCUGCCUCAACAUGGUGACCAUGAUGGUGGAGACGGACGCUCAGUCAGAAGAAACUGACAAUAUCCUCUACUGGGUCAACUUUGUCUUCAUUGUUAUUUUUACUACUGAGUUUGUGUUGAAGCUCUUUGCCCUUCGCCACUACUACUUCACCAUUGGGUGGAACAUCUUUGACGUGGUCGUGGUCAUUCUCUCAAUUGUUGGCAUGUUCCUCGCAGAAAUCAUUGAGAAGUACUUUGUCUCUCCAACCCUCUUCAGGGUGAUCCGACUGGCCCGAAUCGGCAGAAUCCUGCGUCUGAUCAAAGGGGCCAAGGGCAUUCGGACUCUACUGUUUGCUCUGAUGAUGUCACUUCCUGCCCUGUUCAACAUCGGGUUGUUACUCUUCCUGGUUAUGUUCAUCUUCUCUAUUUUUGGCAUGUCUAACUUUGGCUAUGUCAAGCAUGGGGCAGGAAUCGACGACAUGUACAACUUUGAGACAUUUGGCAACAGCAUGAUCUGCCUGUUUAUGAUCACCACUUCUGCCGGCUGGGACGGUUUGUUGUUACCAAUCCUCAACUAUCCCCCAGACUGUGACCCACAACUGGAGAACCCAGGUGCACCAAAUACGGGUGACUGCGGCAACCCCUCGGUAGGAAUUUUCUUCUUUGUCAUGUACAUUAUCGUCUCCUUCCUAAUCGUGGUCAACAUGUACAUUGCCAUCAUCCUUGAGAACUUCGGCGUUGCAACUGAAGAGAGUGCCGACCCACUCAGCGAAGACGACUUCACGACCUUCUACGAAAUAUGGGAGAAGUUCGACCCAGACGCCUCGCAGUUCAUCACCUAUGGCAAGCUUGGUGACUUUGCGGACUACCUCGAGCACCCGCUCCGCGUUCCAAAGCCCAACACCAUCGAGCUGAUCUCCAUGGACUUGCCCAUGGUGAGCGGGGACCGGAUCCACUGCCUCGACAUUCUGUUUGCAUUCACCAAGCGGGUACUAGGCGAUACCGGAGAGCUGGACAUGCUAAGGGAUCAAAUGGAACAACGCUUUAUUGCGGCGAACCCGUCCAAAGUGUCUUAUGAGCCUAUUACCACUACUCUGAGGCGCAAGCAGGAGGACGUGUCGGCCAAAAUCAUACAGCAGGCCUACCGAAACUACCUGGCUAGACGCGGCUUCAAACGCAAGCGCAGACCUGCCAGUAACAAUAAUGUGAAGAAUGGGGGGACGAAUCCGGAAAAGGAAAAGAAGGAGGGCACGCCCUCCACUGCCUCUCUCCCCUCCUAUGACAGUGUCACCAAACCUGACAAGGAAAAACAGGAUGAGAAUGAAGGAAAGGGAGGGAAGAAGGAGGGCAGAAACCAAAAAGCUGUCAGGGAAUCUAAGUGUUAGAAUAUUGGAAUAAUAAUUACAGUAAUAAUUAUAAUAAUAAUGUAACUUCAAGCAAAGCGAAAGGAAACCAUCUAACCCACAGAUGUACAGAUUAUUUAAUUUGCAAGUAAGAAAAAUAAUAAUAUUAAUACUUUUGUUUACAGACUUCAUACUAUUGAUGCAGAGGGAAGCAGCUCAGUCUCUUACAGCUUGAAGACACUUGACCUUGAUUUAAACUAAAAGGCAUACUGUGUGACAUUGUUGCAUCUAGACUACUUAACAAAAGGGAAUGAAAACAGACAAAAUAUGGAAGAAAUGUCUUUGUUUGCGAAAGGGCAGAUAGUGGGCUACACAUAAGGAACAGAACUCUUCACUAAGAGGAAUGAAUGAGAAACGCUGAUAAGGGAUUUAAUGUGUGGGAUUCCCGCCAGCAACGGAUUCCCAUGGAAAUACAGUGCUAUGUAGGAAAAACAUGGAAAUACUGCUUGACUAAUUUAGACAUUCAUGGAGGACAUUUAUGGACAUUAUCAGUCUGUAUGAACAAACAGAAGAACGGCUGAGGAGAGAAAGACAAAGCCCCAGAGUAGCCUAAUGUAAGGGUUUUUAUUUGGUUUGUUAAUGCUGAAUAUACUUGUAUCUCCACAUAAUUUGAGUGGCAAAAAAAUCAAAAAGGUACAAAACAAAAACAACGAACAUUUUCACGUAACUUUUCUUCUCAUUCUAUCUUUGUUAUAUCCACAUCAAAAGGCUUUUUCUACAUGGGCUUUCACAUCGAUUGGUUAAGGGGCUGUUUAUUAAGGAGUCAUCUUGAGCCAAGGGCUUACAUUUACUCAGUCAGAUUUCCAAACAAAUACAUAAAUAAUUGUGCUUGUUCAGUGCAUAGUAAUUACUUGCAUGAUGGCAUGUUUUGAUCAGAAAUCUUGCAUGAAUAAUCAUAGUCCACAAGACGCUAAUACUCAGACCACAACAGUGGCUCGAUCAUAGGUUUGAGGUUGUCCACUGUCAAAAAUUCUAAGUUAGAAGUAAAUCAUUAGUAUUAUGAUGAGAAACCUUGUGUCGAAUGAAUACCAACAUUGUGGGUUUUAUUAGGAGAAAUGCAAACUAAUUGUAUUGCUGCUAUGGGAUGCAGAAGAGAUGGGAUUGGAUGUCUGUGUGUAUCAUUGAGUGUAUUUGGUGGAUCGUUUUAAGAGAAGAAAAAAAAAUAAUGUACAUUUUAAAAAGCUUAUAUUUAUAAUUUGUAUGCAGCAAUAUCACUUACCUAAUUCACCAUGCCAUCUGCCUUUGUUUUGUGUUGGACGAGGGCAUUGUGGGAGUGUCUACGUUGGUAGGGAAUUGACAGGUGUAGCAAGCUAGUUUCUAUUUCUGAUUUUUCUCUAAGGCCAAUUUAGACUGUUCUACAGGGUUUGAGUGAGGAAAGAAUGUUGUAUUUCUGUUUCCAAUAACUGCUGUGUUUUAUUUCUUUACCAUGCGCUGAUUCAUUUGUACAUGUUGUGAUGGUUUACUAGUCUGUAUCAUUUUUACAUGUAUUUUCAGCCAAAACUAUGAGGGAGUUAAUAUUGGGCUAGGAGAUUAGAGAGAAACAGAAAUUGGUGUAUAGGGAUAAUAAUAUGUGGAGAAGCCAAAGAGACCUGCCUUGUUACUCAUUGUCAUCAUUUGUCCUUGGAAUGGGAGUGGGUGAACAGUGCCCCCCUGCUGCUUAUUCUGUUUUUCACUGUCAUUGUUAGACGGAGAGACCCUAAAAAUACACGCAAUGCUUGAAGAGUUCACCCCUUUAUCUCAGGAGAUAUUACACAUGUAUUAUAAUGAGCUCUGCAACUAAAUGCAAGUGAAUGUGAUGAUGAGAGUAUUUAUGAAAACACUUUUUCUUAUGAUUUUGUGUGAUGUUAUGCCACACUGUUGGACAAUGAUCUCGGCUGGCAAUAGCCCUGGCAGCCAGUCUGUCAGAGGCCACUUUCGAACUUCCUUAAAAAGACAUUAAGAAAUAUAGGGCUAGAAGCGUCUCAGUGAAACAGCAACAUUUUGCUCGCUUGUAAGGGCAGUGUUUAUAUAGGUAGCGGAUUAAAUUUGUGGUUGUGUAGCUUUGGACUUGGUCAGGUCUGAAUAAAAUAUAACAAUAAUAUUGCUCACCCCAAUAGCAAUCAGAGGUACUUAGGAAACACUGUGAGGAGAUGUCAUGAGAGGGUAUAUGGAUUUGUUUGUUUGAGCAGCACACUAAGUUCUGUCAGAGGCAAACAGUAUGUGAGCACUGGAUAGUAGGCCCCAUAAUUCAAUAUUCGUGAAAAAUGUGCUCCAAAACCCCUCAUCAGCCAUUUACUCCACUUACGUAGAACGCAUACCGCGUAACAAAUACCAAAUAAUGAACAGAGCAGACCCCAGGAAGAGUCGCUGCUGCCUUGGCAACAGCUAAUGGGGAUGCUAAUAAAAUACUAAAGGUACUGUGAGCCGUAACACAUUAACACUACACCCAAGCUUUUGCACUUUCUGUUGUGCAGUGAUGUCACUUCCUGUUUAUGAAUAAAUCCCCAAUCCCCUUCUCAA